AUGAAGUUUGUAAUGAAUGAAGACCUUCCCUACUACUUAUCGUACAAACAUUGCAAAGGUGAGUUUGCCAGAGAAAUGGCCAGCGAAACUGUCAUGACAGAGGCGAAGAAACCUCUGAACAACUUGACUCAUCUUACUGGAGCACAAACAAAGUGGUUCAUAUCUAUGGCGCAGACCUUUGCCAAAUUGAGAGCAGAAGAGGAAGAACAAGAGACUGGCUGGUUUGGAUUGAGUGAAAAGGACACUGUCUGA
Molecule: messenger RNA, 252 nt
Organism: Rodentolepis nana
Lineage: Eukaryota; Metazoa; Platyhelminthes; Cestoda; Cyclophyllidea; Hymenolepididae
Source: the annotation of a GenBank genome assembly